Messenger RNA from Aspergillus caelatus, 972 nucleotides. RefSeq lists its product as uncharacterized. Lineage: Eukaryota; Fungi; Ascomycota; Eurotiomycetes; Eurotiales; Aspergillaceae. The record is from RefSeq and is a predicted model, not a curated record. The transcript has 4 exons. The coding region runs from base 90 to 842 and encodes 250 amino acids.
AUCUUAACUCUAAUCAACUACCUAUCCUUCCUAUACCAACUCACUCACACCCACAUCCACACUAAGAAGAGAAUAAGAAGAAAAAAAAUAUGGCCCUCAACGGAAAAGUCGCCCUCAUCACCGGCGGCGUCAAGAACCUCGGUGCCGCUGCUGCUCGCGAGCUCGCAUCCUCCGGCGCAAACCUCGCCCUCCACUACCACUCCGACAGCAGCAAGGGCGAUGCUACGACACUAGAGGCCGAGCUGAAGAAGUCCUACCCUAACAUCAAGGUCGCGUUCUACCAAGGAAACCUUACCUCCGCCGGAGCCGUGACGAAGCUCUUCCAGGAUGCCCUGAAGGAUUUCGGAAAGAUUGAUAUCGUGGUCAACACGGUGGGCAAGGUCCUCAAGAAGCCUAUUACCGAGAUAACGGAGGAGGAAUAUGAUACUAUGUUUGCAAUCAACUCUAAAACAGCAUUCUUUGUCCUCAAAGAAGCUGCCGCGCAUGUCACGGACGGGGGCAAGAUCAUCACGAUCGUCACUGCUCUCCUCGGCGCUUUCACAGGAUACUAUACCUCCUACGCUGGUAGCAAGGCUCCCGUCGAGCAUUUCACUCGAGGCGUCUGCAAAGAACUUCAAUCCCGCCGCGUCAGCGUCAACAACAUUGCCCCGGGACCAAUGGACACCCCAUUCUUCUACCCCCAGGAAUCUCCUGAGGCUGUCGAGUUUCACAAGUCCAACGGUAUGGGCAACCGUCUGACGAUGGUCGAGGAUAUCGCUCCGAUUGUUCGGUUCCUCUGCACGGAGGGCGCCUGGAUCACUGGUCAGACCAUCUUCGCUAACGGUGGAUAUACUACUCGCUAAAGGUGUGAUUUAUGUGAAAUGAACAUCUGGUGUUAUGAUAAUGCCGAAGGUGUAUGAGGUUUUGAUACCGUGGUUUGGCGAUCUAAAAAUAAUGUGGUCAAGAUAUCAGGAGCUUGGAUGGUGAAGUUUU